Molecule: messenger RNA, 1963 nt
Organism: Rubroshorea leprosula
Lineage: Eukaryota; Viridiplantae; Streptophyta; Magnoliopsida; Malvales; Dipterocarpaceae
Source: the annotation of a GenBank genome assembly
UCGUUCUGAAAAAUCAAAAAGGCACACCGUCUCCCCUCAAAGGAAGUCAUCAAUAAUAUUAAUACAAGCCCCUGGAUUUUCCAAUUCCGACUCAGGUUUUCUAGAACGUUUGGGAGAAGAGGUGCAGCUUCAGCCAUCCAGCCGAUUCCCUAACCCACAAAGAUUUGUACUACUUGUUCCAAAAGGAAAAAAAAAACCCAGGAUGAUGAAAUUACAGAAACGACCUUCAGAAUCUCUCCCAUACCCUUCAUCGUGCUCUGCCAUAGUUUCUGUUGGAGGACUGAUCUGAUCUACCAACCGUGGGACUAGAUUGGGAGCUCUGGGUGGGCGGCAGACUUGUUAUUUGGAGCUUGCGGCUGUGAACGUUGACCUGUUUCGCCUAGAGUGAAAGGAGAGAAGCUAUUCUGUUCUUUAAAUUCUAUAAAGUGAUCAUCAAAGACAUGAAGACCUAAAAGAAAUUAGUUAGUUGCUGUUGAGAAAAAGAAAAAUCAUUCUCUAGUCCAGGAGGAUGAACGGGGAUGUUGUUGACGCCUUGAAAAAAUGCGCGGAGGCGCUUCAACAUGGGAAUUCAAGACUUGCAAAUGCAGAGAUGGGAAGAGUUGUUGAUCUUGCUGAAAAGGAAACCGAGCCUAGAAAUAGAAGAUUGAUCAGAUAUUUUGCACAAGCUCUCGCUUGCCGAGCCUAUGGAUUUCAUCCUAAAUUAUUUUCAGUCCCAUCAUCCGACUGGAAGAAUAAGAUUAGUGAAUGGUGUGGCAUUUUGCCUACUCUAGGUUGGGCUAUUGCAGAUGUCAUCAAGGGAAAACGCAAAGUCCAUGUUAUUGAACCUGUCAAGCACAUGGAUAUUUUUGAGCAAUGGGUAUCCUUUUUAAGUGAGAGUUACAACUGGGUUGGCCUGACGCAUUUAAGGUUAAGUUUCCUUGUUCAAGAAAACGUUGAAUUUUCGAAAGAAAGUGAGAACAAAUUUAUUCGGGCUUUUCACCAUUGCCAGAUUGCUUUGGAAUAUAAGAUUUUUUCUGUUAACAGUUUCGCUGACAUUGAUGUGUCUUUGCUGGAGUUGCGGGAUGGCGAGUUUGUGGUUGUGUAUUGCAUGUGUGUAUUCAGCAAAAUGUUAUCGGAGGCAUUAGCUCUGGAGAAGCUGUUACUGAGGGUGAGGGAUGUCAUGAGAGCGGGUAUUAUGAUUGUUGUAGAGCAUGAAGCUAACCACAACCAGUCUGAUUUUUUAUUGCGGUUUGAUGAAUCACUUAAAUAUUAUUCUUCUACAUUCAGAGGAUUUCUUUACCGUGAUAUUGAGACUUAUUUUAGAUAUCAAAUAUGGAACAUAGUGGCGUGUGAGGGUAGUAACAGGGUGGAGCGGCACCAGACGUGGGCUCAAUGGAAAUCCUUGCUUAUUUAUUAUGGAUUUUCUAUUUUUAAUUUGGUAACCAAAUGGGAAAGCAAAGAACAUGAAGAGUGGACAAAAGAUGGUAUCUUGGUGAUCACAAGUACUGAAACAGAGAAGCGGCCAAUAUUUUUCGUUUCUGCUUGGAGAACAUUAACAUCCCCCUCCAAAUCAUCGGGCUCUGAUGAAGGUUAGUAUCUUCUACCGAGUUAAACUGGCCCCUUAACACUAACCAAAAAUAUAUUUGGAGUCAAUAAAAAGUUUUGAGACUUAAAUAAAUAAAAUAAUAAAUAAAUUAAUCAAUGACUUUUAAUUUCAAUCACAAAGAUUUAUGUGAAUUGGAAUGUAAACUAUUUUUGAUGUGUCAAACUGAACAUUUUAUAAAAAAAUAAAAAGCGUCAAAAGUAUUAUUUAAAAGGUACCGCACCUAACAUGGUAUCAAGUUUCAUAUGUUGCCGAAGUAAUAGAGAAGCUCACGGUGUAGUGAUUUUGAUGUCCAAUUUCUGACGCAAAAACAGUAAUUUUUUACAGCAUUUUUUAAUUUAGUGGUUUGAGUUGUCAUUUCAUUAAACCACCUCAAUCGCU